GAAAACUUGCCAAAUGCUAAAUUGAAUUGUUUGAUUUUGAUGGUUGACAAUUUCCACGUGUGGAUAGUAUCUUUAGGUGGGAGUUCUCUAGAUUAUUAUUAAUUCAAUUUGAUAAAACCGAGUAUCUUAUCAUUGUGCAGGCACCGACAAACAUUUAUCAUUCCAUUACUUGAAAAGAGCUAUUAUUCCUCCUCUCUCAUCAUUACUGUAGAGUUGAAUCGUGGAGUACUUUUGAUUUAAAAAACGUAUUAGCCUACCUAGGUAAAAUAGCCGGAACCAUGGUAUCACCAACAGAGUCAGUGAGUCCUUCGACGACCGUUGCUGAGAAGAGUCCUUUGCCGGCCGGCCGAUUCCGCCUGGUGGGUUGGGACGUGGACGCCACCGGACAAAUGGUCACCGAUGAGAUCUGCCAACUGGCCGCCCAUGUGCCCAGUGAGGACUUUUCCCAGUACAUUAUGCCCUACAAGGACCUCACCAUCUUUGCGCAGCGACGCUACAUGAUGUACACCAAAACUAUCGGCCGGUUCCGGGCGCUCAGGGAUAAGACUAACCAUAAGAUGCUUAGAACGAAAAGCGAGAUUUCGGCUCUAGUUGACUUUCUGAUGUGGCUGGAGAAAAUAAAGAACCAGGAGCCAGGCUGCACUGGUCUCAUUCUGCUUUGUCAUGACGCCCUCGAAUUAGCUCCUCUACUUUUGAUUCAGGCGCUCAAGAGGUACGACCUGCUGGACCGAUUCUCGAGCAUAGUGAAGGGCUUCGGCAACUGCUACGCGUUCGUGAAGUUGCGGUGCGAGUCGAGUGUGACCUCGUUCACCCUGAAGACCCUCUCCAAGGUGCUGUUGGACAAGGAGGAUGAGCAGACGCACAGCGCCAAGAAUCGCGCGCGCAUUGCUUACCAGUUGGUGCAGCACCUGCGCGCCGGAAUGGUGGAUCAGUCGGGGCCACUGGUGAGCGACCUGGGCGAGUUGGCCCAGUUCACGUGGACUGUCGCCGACAAGGAAGCGAAAAUCGCGCCGCGACUCGAACUGCUGCAGCGACACCAGUCGCUUGUGCCCCUCUUCAAGUCGUCUGCCGAGCGACCUGCGAACGGCAAGGCGACAUUGCCCGAGAAACCUGCGAACGGCAAGGCGAUAGUGGCCGAGCAACCUGCGAACGGCAAGGUGACAGUGGCCGAGCAACCUUCGAGUGACAAGGCGACAGUAGCCGAGCGACCUGCGGGCGACAAGAAUGGUCGCGGUGAUAGGAGGAGAAGUGGUGGGGGCGACCGACGCCUCACCCUGCAGGAGAGACGACGCGCGGUGCAGCUGAGGAGUCAGCUCAUUGAGGCCAUGAUCGAUUACGACACUUUGCAGAAAACUUGGACUGAGGGCAAGAAGGAGAAACUAGUGGGCCUGCUGGAGUCGGCACUGAGCGAGUGGAACGAGGCUGACCGCAAGGAAAUGGUGGAGAUAGCCGUGCGCCACUUUGAGUGUCCGCCGCUACUCCCCAAGGCGGGGCGUCGCCGUCGUGGAUCCAGCAAGUCAUCCGCAUCCGCGCCGCAAACCCCCACCUCCUCCUCAUCGUCGCCCUCCUCUCCUCCUCCCACCAACGGACACAGUGUCACCACCACCUCCUCUCAUCUCAUCUAAAGUGCACCUAACUACUCUUUGAAUUGUUUGCAUUUUAUUUUGUGAGUGGUGGCACUAACUUUAAGUCUAACGCCCGGUUGUAAAAAAGUCUGAUAAAUUCUAAUCAUGAUUAAACUCCACGAGAACCAAUCAGAGAAUGUUUUUCUGAGAAGAAGGCUUUUCUAAUUGACUCUCGUGGCAUUUAAUCGAGAUUAAAUGUUAAAUUUUUAUCACGAUUAAAUUUCACGAGAGUCAAUCAGUGAUGGUUUUCUGGAAAGGAGGUUACUCUGAUUGGCUCUCGUGUCAUUUAAUUAGGAUUAAAAGUUGACAGACUUUUGUGCAACCAGGUGUUAGAGCUCUACUUCUGAAUAAGUAGUUUAGAGUUGUUUUAAAGCCACUUGUAGACAGGGAAAGUAGAGACUAGAGGUUGCUGGUAGACAGUGCUUGUCAGUACGUCACUUUCACCAAUUUUUAUUCAAUCCGACUGAAUGGAAAUUGAAAGUGGUCAAUGACAUACUGGCCGACUGUAACUUGGCGUCUCAAUUUUCCUCUUACAAGCCGCUUUACAUUCAACCUGUAACAGCAGCAACAAGUGUCUCUAAAGUUUCCCUUGUUAUGGCAGUACUAAAAUGUAGUCUGCUACUGUUAAAAGGUACCAUUUACCAAGUACAACUCGCUUCUACUGAGAAAUUAAUUUAAUUUUUUUCUAACUAUUACUUCAAUCUAAAAAAAUAUUCGAAUUUGUAAGCUAUAGUGUUGUACUGAGGUAGUAAGUGAUGUCUUGAAUUUGUGAAGUUUGUUCACACUAGUCGAUUGUGAAGAGUUAGAAGCUCUUCUCAAUCAGCCAAUGAUUGGAGUAUACUUUAAGAAGUUCAUGCAAUCACUUGCAUUACCUGGACACUUUAUCUCUACUUUCAAAGAGUAACUUUCUUUUUCAAACCUAUAAUUCAUUCUAGGUUGUGGAUAGUGGAUAGGGGUUUUAAUCCUUAUUUUCAGCCCUAGAUUGUAUUUUCAUUUAUCAUUAACUUCAAUUAAUAAUUUUCCAAUUUAUGUUGGAAAUAUUGAUAAGAUCAACAAGCUAGAUUUAUUUGUUAUAAGACCCAGUGAUUUUUGUUUUUGUUAAACUGUACCUAAUUGGUAUGUUAUUAUUUGUUAAUUUAUCAAUACUAUUUAUUGUUUAUUUUCAUAUCCAUAUUUUGUUGAUGAAUUAUGGAAACAAAGAGUGCCUUAGAGCAGUGAUUAUUUUAUUUAUGUUCUUUCAUCUAUUUUUCGAGGAGUAUUAAUUUUGUUGAGUAAGAUUUGAUAACUGAUAUGAUUGUAUUAUUGUCAUUCACUAUCUAGCUAUCUUCUAGUUAUAAUUUGUAUGACAUUUAUGUUAUGUUUAAUUGACACAACUGUUGUAAUAUUUGAGUGCAAUAUUGUUUUAGUACAGUAUUUGGGUGGACUUCGUAUUAUUUUGUUAUGAAAAAUAGUAAUUAGUUGAGUAAUGAACAAAUUACUAUUCUGCUAAAGAAUAUUAGCUAUUCACAUACUCAAUACUUUUUUUCAAUUGAUGUGGAAUAAUUGAAAUAAAAUGUGGCUGUAUUGAACAUUUUUGAUACAGUGAUACUGAUGAAUUUUCCAAUAUCAUAAUUAUUGGAAUACUCAUAUUGACGGUAGUAGUUUUAAAAAUGUUUUAAGAUAAUAAUCAAAACCUCCAAAAUUGAAGGUCUUAAAUUGACAAAUUUCUAAUUCUUCAUCGUCAAAGCUUUCAUCGAGUCGAAACUUCACUUUUCGGACGAACAUCCAAAAUAACAAAUUCAAUUAAUUUUUCAUUCGAUUUCAAUUUUCAUCCAAAAUUCCUAUACUUCUGGCAAACAAUAUUAAUAUCCGCUGUAAGCUGUUCCUUCAGAAAUCAACUUCUUUCUCACUUACAUUCCUAAUGAUGUUCAAUUCCAAAAAUAAUGUGCAAUGUUUCUUGUCAUCAAGUACAAAUUAAUAAUUAAUUUCAAUCAAAUUACUAAUGUAGAAUAUUCUUAGCUAUAAUUUAAGAAUAUUUUUGUCAAUUACGAAAUGUGGCUGUGAAAUGCGUUUCUAGUCAACAUAUAUUAAUAUAGAAGAUGGUCCCAACAUUUCAGUAUUCGCUUUUCAUUCUGGUAGUAAAAGGUAUUGCAAAAUUAAAUUUUGAUUCCAAAGCCAAAACUUGAAUAUAUUUCCAAUUAUUUUUCGUGAUAAUAACUGGGAAAAGAUGAACUAGUAGGAGUACAGUAAUCUGAAAUAACAUAACAUGCGUUGAAAAAUCAUUUCAGAACUUGGCCAUCUUGUUUCUCUUCUGAAUUUGGUUUUAUCAACUUUGCCUUUGUCAACAUAUAACAAGUUAUUUGAUCAGUAUUGUAAUGAAUUUUCUAUCAAUAAACACAGUUGUGACUAA
Nilaparvata lugens (brown planthopper) is the source of this 4014-nucleotide messenger RNA. RefSeq names its product maternal protein exuperantia (gene exu). The record is from RefSeq and is a predicted model, not a curated record. Gene Ontology annotation, biological process: bicoid mRNA localization. The transcript has 6 exons. The coding region runs from base 279 to 1625 and encodes 448 amino acids. Lineage: Eukaryota; Metazoa; Arthropoda; Insecta; Hemiptera; Delphacidae. Gene Ontology annotation, molecular function: protein homodimerization activity; RNA binding.